CCUUUCAGAAAUCGGGUGUUAGUAUAGCAAAAAGCCUAUCUGAGUGCCAGAGAUUCAAACAUAUCAUAGUCAAUUUGUAUAUCUCAUCAAAACUUCACACCGGUUUAAAUAACGAGAGAAAUAAUAAAGGCAAAUACAAGCGCACGACUUGUGUACACGAGUGUACAAACAGCAUAAGCUAGUAUAGGUGCGCUUGGUAGGCGAGCGAGAUCACUCAUUAUCAUAUUGAAACCCAAACAGUAUGGACGUGUGCUAAUAAAUCAACAUGUUUCAAACAGUUUUAUACAUCGCGGUGUCCUUAGUUAUAGUGCAGGCUGAAUACAAAUUCGAAACAAAAUGGUUUCGCGUGCCACUCGACCAUUUUGGAUUUCAGAGGAACGAAACCUUUGAGAUAAAGUAUUUGGUUAAUGAUGACAACUGGGAUCAAGGCAGUGGACCCAUCUUCUUCUAUACCGGGAAUGAGGGCCAAAUAGAAGUUUUCGCAAAGCACACGGGUUUCAUGUGGGAGAUUGCUAGGGAAUACAGAGCUAAACUAGUGUUUGCAGAGCACAGAUACUAUGGAGCUUCAAUGCCCUUCGGUAACAAGUCUCUAGACAAUGAACAUAUUGGGUAUCUAUCGUCAGCACAGGCGCUAGCUGACUACGCAGACCUGAUCAACUACCUCCAGGGAAAUGUCAUCAAACCCAGAUACCCUGUUGUUGCUUUUGGAGGGUCGUACGGUGGCAUGUUGGCAGCAUACUUCCGUAUCAAGUAUCCCCAUAUCGUGAACGGUGCCAUCGCAGCCUCUGCACCAGUCCACAUGUUCAAUGGGAUGGCUCCCUGCGGAGUCUUCAACAGACUCGUGACUUCCAGCUUCAGAUCCGUCAAUACUCAUUGUUCUAGCAACAUCAAGCAGUCUUGGAGUGUUAUUAGGCAGUUCUCUUCAACUGCCAACGGGUCGGAGGCACUUCGCAAAGCGUUCAACCUCUGCACGCCAGUCAAGAAUGCGACUGAUCUAGAGGUUCUGAUGGAGUUCCUGCAAUCCAUGUAUUCCUCACUGGCCAUGGUGAACUAUCCUUUCGCCUCGGACUUUCUGACGUCACUACCAGCCGAGCCUGUUAGAGUGGUCUGCCAGUAUCUUAAUCAAACUUUGACCGGAGACAAAUUGUUAGCGGCUAUAGGAAAAGUUAUUGACAUUUAUACAAAUUAUGAGAAGAAAAAUAAAUGCGUUGACUUCAUGAAAGGCGAUGACUACGGUAACUUGGACGCUGCUGGGUGGGACUUUCAGGCGUGCACAGAAAUGGUGAUGCCGAUGUGUGCGGAUGGAGUGAACGACAUGUUUGAGCCAGAACCAUGGAACUUCACGAAGUUUGCUGACGCCUGUCACAAGAAGUACAACGUGUACCCUCGAGUGGAGAUGGCGAGGCUCGAGUAUGGUGGGAACAGGCUACAGGCAUCUUCUAACAUUGUAUUCAGUAAUGGACUUAGGGAUCCUUGGACUGGAGGAGGUAUCCUCGACAGCUUAAAUGACUCGGUGAGAGCUGUGGUAAUAGUGGACGCGGCCCAUCACUUGGACCUAAUGCCCAGUAACCCCAGCGAUCCAGAACCAGUAAGGAUAGCGAGGAAUAUUCACAAGCAACACAUCAGCAGGUGGAUACAAGAGUUCAAAGAACAAUUGGCGACAACACGUAGAUUUUAAACAAUGUGAUUUUUGACUGUUAUGUAUAAAUAUUAUAUUAAUAAAUUGUUAACUAAUGUGACUUA
This is a messenger RNA of Spodoptera exigua (beet armyworm), 1743 nucleotides long. Lineage: Eukaryota; Metazoa; Arthropoda; Insecta; Lepidoptera; Noctuidae. The record is from the annotation of a GenBank genome assembly.